Linum trigynum is the source of this 1557-nucleotide messenger RNA. NCBI's taxonomy places the organism in Eukaryota, Viridiplantae, Streptophyta, Magnoliopsida, Malpighiales, Linaceae. The record is from the annotation of a GenBank genome assembly.
AUGGCGGUCUCCUUUUUCAAAUCUCUUUACCAAAUUGAAUUGGGAGUCUCCCCAUGGCUUCCCAAAGGCUUCGCGGCCUUGUCUGUUUCUUCCUGUACUGGACUCGAACGCCCAAUUGAUAGAGAGAAGAUCAUACAAGCAGUCAAGAGCAUGGGAAACCUAAAAGCUCCGGGGAAGGAUGGUUAUCAACCGAUAUUCUACAAGCGUUGUUGGGAUACAGUGGGGGAUAGUCUUGUGAACCUCGUGGAGGAAUGCUUUAGAGAACCUGAACUCAUUUCUCAGGUAAAUGAAACUUUAUUUGUCCUUAUUCCCAAAAAAGAGGCUCCUGAAUCCUUUCUACAGUUUCGACCCAUUGGACUUUCUAAUGUGGCUUACAAAACCUUGGCGAAGUGUUUGGUCAACCGGAUCAAACCCCUGAUGGGGAAUCUGGUUCACCCGACGCAAACAAGCUUUGUACCUGGCAGACACAUAUCGGAUAAUAUUAUCAUAGUGCAAGAAGUAGUCCACUCCAUGGGGCUGAAGAAGGGGAGAAAAGGGCAGAUGGCUCUAAAGAUCGACCUAACUAAAGCCUAUGAUAGAUUGAGUUGGAAUUUUGUCAAGGAGGUGAUCACUGAGAUAGGUUUGCCGAGGAAGUUUAUUGAUGCUAUUAUGGCAUGUAUUACCUCACCAACAAUGCAGGUUCUCUGGAAUGGUCAGAAUACUGAAGAAUUCAAACCUUCUAGAGGGCUUAGACAGGGCUGCCCGUUGUCACCCUAUCUAUUCACUCUUUGCUUGGAAAAGCUCAGCCACCUAAUUCGAGAGUCCAUUGAUCAGGGAAAAUGGAAACCAAUCCGCCUAAACCCUGGGGGACCUCAAUUGUCUCAUAUCUUCUUCGCUGAUGACUUGAUCCUAUUUGUCGAAGCUAGCGCGGAUCAAGCUGCAGUGAUCAUGAAGUGUCUCGACACCUUUUGCCAAGCCUCUGGACAACUUGUCAGUAGGGAGAAAUCUGUGGUAUUUUUCGCAAAGAAUACCAACCGCACCAUCAGCUCUAGCACAACAAGUAUAUUGGGAAUGCCAGCUACUCAGGACCUUGGAAGAUAUCUGGGUGUCCCAGUGCUUCACGGACGAGUCACGAAGGACACUUAUCGAUACAUCCUGGACAGAAUCAAUUCUAAGCUCUCAGGUUGGAAAGCUAAAAACUUAACUCUUGGGGGAAGAGUCACUCUAGCCAUUUCAGUUUUGUGCUCUCUUCCGAUCUAUGCUAUGCAGGCAACGCUGCUACCUAUCUCUAUAUGCGACGAAAUUGAUAAGCGGAUCAGAGGAUUUAUUUGGGGAUCUACCACAGAAGCGAGGAAAAUUCACCUGGUUCAUUGGGAGGGAAUUUGCAGAAAGAAAGAAGAUGGCGGACUGGGACUUCGGAAAGCUCACGAGCUCAACUUAGCUUACCUCACAAAGCUGAACUGGCGCUUUCUAAAGAACCCGGAAGAGCUUUGGGUUCAGGUACUGCAGUCAAAAUACUUCAAAAUGAGAGAGGGCAACUUGAGGUCUAAAACAUCAUCAAGACAAUCCAACCUUUAG